AUGGCAGACAUAUUAAGCAAACCUAGACAUGUUUCCCAUACUUUGUAUAAAUUACAUGAUUGGAUAGAGAAGGGAAUGAUAAAUGUUAGUCCUGAAUUUCAACGAGUUUUAAAAACACCAGAUAUCAAACAAUCGCACUUGAUCGAUUCUAUCCUCAAGAAUUAUUACAUUCCUCCAGUUAUUUUUUCAUGCAAGAAGAUAGAUGAAAAUCGUUGGACGCGAAUAUGUAUUGAUGGAAAGCAAAGAUUAACAUCAAUUCAUAGAUUCAUGAAAAAUGAAAUACCUCAUUUGGUGCCUUCCCAGAGAGCUGUUUCGAAGCGUUACUUCUCGAAUCAGAAAGGAGCAAAAUUAAUAUCCGACACUGAGAGGGAGUUGUUUGAAUGUUCAGAAAUUGUUUGUAUUGAAUAUUAUGAUCUAACACAAAUGCAAGAACGAGAAAUCUUUAGUCGCGUUCAACUUGGAAUUUCAUUAACUCCAGCGGAAAAACUUUGGGCAAUCAGUAGUACGAUGUCAGAUUUUUUGCAUAGAACUUAUGAAACUUACAAAGUUGUUGCACAGAUCAUGGAUACAAAACGCGGGAAAUUAUUUCAUGUCAUGGCACAGCUAUUUUUCAUUAUUGAAAACGAACCGGAAAAAUUCAACGCAAGACCUAAAAUCAUUGAAAAAUACUUGAGAAAUACUCGUGAAAUUCCAAUUCACCUUCAGGAAACCAUCAAACGUGUUUUUGACACAAUGAAAUUAUUGAUAGAAAUCGAUUCCGAUAUUUUUCAACAAAAUCAUCGGUUAUCACCUAUUGAAUUCGUUUUCAUUGCCUGGAUUAUCGCAAAAAAUCCAAAUAUCUCUUUAGCCAAAUAUCAGGAAUGUUUACUCAAAAUGAAGAGACAUGUAAGAGAACAUCAUGAAGAUACACGGUUCAAUGACAAGGUUUAUUCAACAUUGAAAAAAUUCAUGGAUAAUCUUGACCUGGAAGAAUCUAAUGAAUCAUCGUCUGAUAUCGAUUCUCCUUCAAAGAAGCGAAUUAAAUCCAUGUGA
Molecule: messenger RNA, 1032 nt
Organism: Cetraspora pellucida
Lineage: Eukaryota; Fungi; Glomeromycota; Glomeromycetes; Diversisporales; Gigasporaceae
Source: the annotation of a GenBank genome assembly